Ictalurus punctatus (channel catfish) is the source of this 1073-nucleotide messenger RNA. Its product is annotated as protein Flattop. Gene Ontology annotation, biological process: cilium organization. Lineage: Eukaryota; Metazoa; Chordata; Actinopteri; Siluriformes; Ictaluridae. Gene Ontology annotation, cellular component: ciliary basal body. The transcript has 5 exons. The record is from RefSeq and is a predicted model, not a curated record. Bases 241 to 912 code for a protein of 223 amino acids.
AGCCCCGCCUGCCGUAAGGAGUGUAAACUUAAUUUUGUAUUUAUUUUGUAUAUUCACAGUGACAUAUUUUAGUUUUUCAGACAGCAAAUACAAUAAUUAUUUUUUUAAUAACAAUGAAUUGUUAUUAACCUACUACUGGUCCGUUAGUUGAAUAUUCAAACAACCCAUUAUCUAAAGAUUUCAUUGGUUGAUGUGUGUUGGUCUGUUGCUAAGAGACGGCUGUGGUAGGCGAAACUAAAGAUGUCGUCGAGUUUCUCCGCAAACCAGUACGACAGCGCUUUCAAGUCGAAUAAACUCCAGAACUGGACGGUGCCAAAACAAUACAAAGAGAAACCGUCGCCAGCAGAGGGCCACACUAUAUUUAUAGCCACAGACAGAGGACACCUGCUUCCUGGUGUGAAGCGUGGAUAUCCUUGGACCUCAUUCCAGGGGACGUGGGACUUACCAAGUCAUAUCCCUCCAGUUCACAUUAAUCCUACAGCACGCUCACAGGAGGGCCAGCAGCGCCUCAGGGGAUGGGGGCAGGUGCAGCACCUGGUUCCAUCAGCCUCGGGUAAACUAAAUGAAACCAAUGAAAACAGCAGGACACCACAGUGUGAGGGUACUAGUGGUAAUGGUCAGCACAAGGGAUUUUCUGUGAACGUUCCUGCUCCAGAUGGACCCGGACUGGAAAGGACCGUAUCACAAGCCAGUCAAGUUCAGUCUAGACCAGCGACUCAGCAAAGUCAAGUUCAGUCUAGACCAGCAACUCAGCAAAGCCAAGUUCAGUCUAGACCAGCAACUCAGCAAAGCCAAGUUCAGUCUAGACCAGCAACUCAGCAAAGCCAUGCUGAGCCACAACCAGCCUCUACACAAAGCCAGGCCAAGUCCAGACCACUAACGCAGGCCAGCCAGACCAGCAAUCAAGAUUAGUAGAGCAACUAAUGUAUAAAACAAAUAGCUACAAAGCAGUGUAAUGGUAGUAUGAGGACUUAGAAGAAAAAUUCAGAUCUCCACUUGAAAGAACAAGAAUAUAUAUUGAGCCUGUGUUAGAGGUUGUCUUUUGAUUUAUCAAUAAAGUUAAAAAUGUUGAA